UUUCAUUUACAUCUCAUACAACAUAUUUCAUGUCCAGAUUCAUUCGAAACAACAAAUUCAAAAAACCGACUUGUGUUGAUUUUUGUGUGUUUUGUUGAGAUUUAUUUUAUGUAAAUAUGCAGGAUUAUUUCAGUUCUUUCGGAGCCUUUAAUACUAAUCUAGUAAUUCUCAGUUAUAUUAUAGAAAAGGAAUUGUUGCCAUGGAUCUUCACGAUUUUGGUUCUCACUUUCUUUUUAACAGCUUCACUUAUGAUAGACCAAUAUUACCGAUUUUGGAAUCGAAGAGGAGUGAAACAAAAAUACACAUUCCUAUUCACAGAUGAUAUGACAAUGAGGUUGCUUAAAAAACAAUCUUUCGGUGAUAUGUUGACAGAUAUAUACUAUAGGUUUUCCGGAACAAGGUACAUCGGAUUUUACCAGUUCCACAAACCGAUAUUGCUGGUGAAAGAUCCGCAUCUGAUUAGGAAUCUAUGUAUUACAAAUUAUCGCAUUUUUAGAGAUCAUACAAGGAUUUUACCAUUCAGAUGUGAUCCUUUUUGGAACAAGACAAUAUUCGCUCUUAAAGGUAAAAAAUGGAAAAAAGCCCGUCAACAGCUCAUGCCCUUAUUCAAUGGGAGAAACAUGAGAAACAUGUACGAAACUACAAGGUCAUAUGCCUAUGACUUCACCAACUCUUUGGUGCCGAUUCAAACCAAGGUCCUCGAAGCUGAUUUUAAGGAACUUUUCUCAAAGUUUUCAACAGAACUGACUGCUAGGGUGGUCUACGACAUACACAACAAGUCGUUCAAAAACGUCAGCACCUCAUUUUACACGAAACUUCGAGAUUCGAACGAAAAUUUUGGUGCCAGGAGGUUCAUAAGGAUUUUUCUGAGUCAAAUGUGCCCCUGCAUUGGGAAGCUCCUGAACGUGAGCAUCUUCAGCACAGACCUGAGUAUCUUCUUCAGUAAGGUAACCCACAACAUCAUGCGACACAGAGAGCGUUUUGGAAUCGAAAAAAUGGACCUGAUCUCCCUUCUGAUGAAUACAAGAAACAGAGAAGGACGCAGGGAUUUUAUGCGCUUCAUUGGCGAGACUGAUCCUGAAGAGGUCGAGGAAGAUAUGACAGAAGCCGAUGAAGAUUUGACAGAAGAAACCAUAGUGGCACACGCCAUGACUUUUUUCUAUGCCGGGUUUGACGUUAUUUCGACAGUGUUGUCAUUUUUAUUCUAUGAACUAGCCUUGAAUCCCGAUAUCCAGAGAAGACUGUUGAAAGACCUGGAUGCUUGGAGGAGUGCAGACAACAUUGAUCCAUACAAAUCUUUAUUUGGUAUACAAUAUCUUAGUAUGGUAAUAUCAGAAACCUUGAGAAAAUGGCCACCCUGCUACUUCACAGAGAGAUGCUGCAACGAAACUUGGAUUAUAAAAAAGAGGUGGGCAAACGAGAGAAAUGCUUGGUUGCUAGAUGGCGACGCUGUAUGGAUUCCAAUCUGGGCAAUACACCGCGACCCUAAACACUGGUGGCAACCGGAAGUGUUCGAUCCUGAACGUUUUUCCCCUAACAGCCAUAAAACCAUAGAACCUGGCACCUUCAUUCCUUUCGGUGUUGGUCCAAGAACAUGCUUGGGAGAUAAAUACUCGUUAAGUCAGAUUAAAAUAGUCGUUAGCGAAAUUUUGGCACUGUUCGAGGUCGUUCCAACCAACAAAACUCCCAAAACCAUAGAGCUGAACCAUAGAACCCUGAAUUUAUCUCCCAAAGAUGGCCUCUGGUUGGGACUCAAAAAGAGAUUUAUGUAAAUGGUUGAAAACUAUGGUAGUUUUCAUUUUAUAUAUUUCGAUAUAUCUUUUAUUUUUGUAUUUGUUAUGUUAGUAGUAAGCUAUGAACAAUUAAUAAUCGAGUUGUUGAUAAUUAAAUGGAUCAUAUCUUUGA
Harmonia axyridis is the source of this 1905-nucleotide messenger RNA. Its product is annotated as cytochrome P450 9e2-like. The record is from RefSeq and is a predicted model, not a curated record. The transcript is spliced from 6 exons. NCBI's taxonomy places the organism in Eukaryota, Metazoa, Arthropoda, Insecta, Coleoptera, Coccinellidae. Bases 117 to 1772 code for a protein of 551 amino acids. Gene Ontology annotation, molecular function: monooxygenase activity; iron ion binding; oxidoreductase activity, acting on paired donors, with incorporation or reduction of molecular oxygen.